AUGGUGCGAUACAGCAAGCCGCCGACGAUCGCGCAGUUUGGAGCCUCCAGCCCCAUUGAGCUUUCUCGGGCGGCGUCGCUGGUGAUCCCGUACGUGAAUGGCGUGGACCUCAACUGCGGGUGCCCCCAGACUUGGGCGUGCGCCGCCAACCUCGGCGCCGCUCUCAUGGAGAAUAGGGAGCUCGUGAGAGAUAUGCUUGUGGAGACGAGAGGGGUGAUGCAAAGGGAUGGGUGGGUGCGAGACAAGGAAAGCUCGCGGGGAAGAAGCUUGAGCGUCAAGAUUAGGAUCCAUAAGGACUUGAGAAAAACUGUCGACUUCAUAAACACAGUUAUUGGCGAUCUCCAAGAACCCCUCGUCGAUUUCAUCACCAUCCAUCCUCGGACGAGACGAACGCCAUCCAACAUCCCCAUCGAUACCGACGCUCUCCGCUUUCUUGCCUCCGAAUUCGGCCACAAAAUCCCUCUCAUCCUCUCCGGCGAUGUCUUUACCCUCAGUUCUAUUCCAAUCCCCACCCUCGAAAAGCAUGCUGAUGAUGACGUUCCCACGCCGGCCGGAACUGGCAUCCGCGGUGUUAUGUCUGCGCGGGCGAUCCUUAUGAACCCCGCCUUGUAUGCUGGCCAUGACACAUGUUCUUGGAAGGUUGUAGCGUCCUUCAUGCGCAACGUGGUGGCAAGCCCGCUACCGCUGCGCCUUGUUCACCAUCAUCUUGGCGAGAUGUGUGGACCAGGGCCGGGUGAGAAUAAGGCCGCACUCCUGGACAAACGCGAGCGGACCGCGCUGCUGAAGCAAAUGACCAUGCUUGAUGUGAUUGAUUUCCUGGACCGGACUGUUGAUGGUAAGCUGGGGAAGACUGGUGGCCUCUCAAGAAUUCGGUAG
Molecule: messenger RNA, 876 nt
Organism: Parascedosporium putredinis
Lineage: Eukaryota; Fungi; Ascomycota; Sordariomycetes; Microascales; Microascaceae
Source: the annotation of a GenBank genome assembly